This is a messenger RNA of Acaromyces ingoldii, 2330 nucleotides long. Its product is annotated as WD40 repeat-like protein. The coding region runs from base 131 to 2287 and encodes 718 amino acids. The transcript has 4 exons. The record is from RefSeq and is a predicted model, not a curated record. Gene Ontology annotation, cellular component: mRNA cleavage and polyadenylation specificity factor complex. Lineage: Eukaryota; Fungi; Basidiomycota; Exobasidiomycetes; Exobasidiales; Cryptobasidiaceae. Gene Ontology annotation, molecular function: protein binding.
GCUCGACAGUUUAAGGAUCGACAGAGAGCUCGGUCGGUAGGCAGACGAGAAACAACAGACACGCAGACGACGACGACGACGACGGGCGAUAGGCGACAUGGCGCCUGUUGCAAGCUCUUCGAUGACGACGAUGGAUGCGGAUGACAAGGAUCAGGUCUGGAAAGCUGCAUCUACUUCGAAACUCUCCACGCAUAAAGGGCAAGGGGAGGUAGGAGUUGAGCCCGCGCGAGAAGAUGAAAGGCCGCAAGAAGGGCCCAGCGCGAGCGCACGAAAGAGACGCUUCCAGCCGAUCCGCCACCUUUACGAGCCGCCAACGGCCCCAGCGGUCGAUGCCAAGCUCGAAGAGGAAGCGGCAGCGCAGAAUAUCGCUCAGCAGGCUGGUUUCGAGGGGAGGAGGGUGCGCAAGUUCUUGCAGCGAAGGACUGUCGACUGGAACGAAGAGUACAACCGAUGGUCCCUGGCAAGACGGCUGCAGACGUGCGCAAGGGCAGACAAGGUCGUCAGACCGGGUGCGAGCCAUGUCGUGGAGCUGCUCCCCGCGGCGGCGUACAGAAACUCGGCACAGGCUGUCACAACCAACCUGGUGCACACCUCGACGAACAAGAUUCGAUGUCCCGUCAAUGUUGUUCGAUGGACUCCGGAGGGAAGGAGGCUUUUGACUGGAUCGUCUAGUGGAGAAUUCACGCUGUGGAACGGUCUCACCUACAAUUUCGAGACAAUCUUGCAGGCCCAUGAUCAUGCCAUUCGGUCCAUUCUUUACACCAAGUCAGGUACCUGGGUGCUGUCUGCAGACCAGGGCGGUAUCAUCAAGUACUUUCAGUCCAAUAUGAACAACCUCAAGGUACUGCCUGCCCAUCGCGAGGCAGUUCGGGACCUGAGCUUCUCGCCAGACGAUGCCAGAUUCGUCUCGGCCAGCGAUGACAGCACGCUCAAGAUCUGGGCUUUUGAUGAGGCUAGGGAAGAGAAGACGCUCAAAGGCCACGGCUGGGAUGUCAAGUGCGUCGACUGGCACCCAUUCAAGGGUCUCCUCGUCUCGGGCUCCAAGGACAACCUCGUCAAGUUCUGGGACCCACGAUCGGGAGGCAACUUGACGACAUACCACGGCCACAAGGGCACUGUGCAGAGCGUAAAGUGGAGCAAGGACGGCAAUCUCGUUGCGACGGCAUCGCGGGACCAGGUCAUCAAGCUGUACGACAUCCGGUCGAUGCGCGAGCUGCACACGCUCAAGGGCCAUCCCGUCGAUGUAUGCUCCCUCGACUGGCACCCGCACCACCGGGACCUGCUUGUCUCGGGCGGGUCAGAGGGCUCGAUCAUGUUCUGGUCCUUGCGUGCCUCGGAUCCGACUGUGCCCGUGCACUCCAUGCCGACUGCGCACGAGUCCAACGUCUGGACGCUGUCCUGGCAUCCACUCGGACACGUCAUGGCGUCGGGGUCCAAUGACCAUGCCACUCGCUUCUGGGAACGGGCGAGGCCAGAAGAUGGACGGCAGGGGGAAGGUGGGAGCCGGGAUGAGGCCAAGCAGGAGCGGUACAAGGCAGCCGCACGCGGAGGCGCAGGGGAAGAUUGGGACGAAGACACGAGCUUCAUCCCUGGCCUGGGCAAUGCUGCGCGGCGGCAGCCUACUCAAGCACAGUCCAAUGCGAAUGGAGGUGGCGGUGGCUUUGCUGCUGAGCACGCCAACGGCGCGUUCAACCCGAGAAGCGCAGAUUCGGACGAAUUUGCGUUGCCGGGCAUGGGGGGCGCAGCGAGAAUGGGCGCUCAAGUGCAGCAACAACAGCAGCAACCGUCGAUGGGAAUGGGAAUGGGUACGGGCAUGGGCAUGGGCAGACCUAGCGGCAUUCCAGGUCCUCCGCCGCCUCGUCCACCUUCGCAGGGCUAUGUGGGCGGCGGCGCGGCGCCUCCGGCAGCAGCAGGAAUGGGCAGAGGGGCCUAUGGUGCAGGUCCGCCGCCGGGCCCUCCACCGCCGCCUCCGGCUGUCAACACUGCCGCUGGGCCGGGCGCGGGUGGUGGAUGGGGUGCUGCUGCUGUUCCUCCCAUGGCGGGUCGCGGAUACAACACGCCCCCUCAGCAAUUCCAGCAGCAGCAGCAGCAAGGCUUCAACUACCAGCAACAGCAGCCAUAUUCGCAGGGGCAGCCGCCCUAUCAGGCGGGAAGAGGUUAUCAGCAGCAGCCGCAGGGCUACCAGCAGCCAAAUUAUCCACCUGCGCUGCCGCCGCCGGAGCAGCAGCAACAUCAGCAAGGUUACCAGCAGCAUCAGCAGCAGCCACAGUGGGGAGGCAAUUAUUGAAGUAGGGAGGAAUACAUUAAAUUCUUGUAUCAGUAUCUAGUAC